Soboliphyme baturini is the source of this 556-nucleotide messenger RNA. The record is from the annotation of a GenBank genome assembly. Lineage: Eukaryota; Metazoa; Nematoda; Enoplea; Dioctophymatida; Soboliphymatidae.
AACUAUUUAUUUUCGGAGUAUAUCCAUGCCAAAAGAUAGAGGUUUCAAAUAUUUUACGCUGUUGAAUUAGUGAACGGAAUUUUGGAUUUUUAGGGCGAAACUGAGAAGAGAUAAAGAUCGCGACAUCAGUGAAAAGAUCGCUCUGGGUUUGCCUGACACGAAGGCUCGUUCCGGGGACAUACAGUUCGACCAGCGACUGUUUAACCAGUCCAAGGGCCUUGACUCCGGCGGAGCAUUUGAUGACGAAACAUAUGCUGUUUAUGACAAACCUUGGCGGACUGAAGGACUUGGCCAGUCGAUAUACCGUCCUAGUAAAAACUUGGAUAAUGAAAUAUAUGGCAGCGACCUCGAUAACAUAAUCAAUACUAGCAGGUUCGUCCCUGACAAGGGCUUUGCAGGGGUAGACACCGAAUCUAAACGAGAUGGUCCAGUUCAGUUUGCCAAAUCAGAAGAGGACGAUCCUUUCGGUCUGGGACAGCUGUUGAAAAGCGUGAAGGAAAAGAAGCGGCGUACUGCUGAUGACUCUAAAGAGCCUGAGGGAAAGAAAAAGAAAUAA